GAAGGUAAUUUCAAACAAGCAAUCGGGUUUUAUCAGCGUGCACUUUCUACCGCAAAAGAGAUUGGAGACAAACAGUCAGAAGGGAUUGCUUAUCACUACCUUGGCAACGCCUAUCAUUCUCUCAAUGACUUCAAAAAAGAAAUCGAAAACCAUCAGCAGGCUCUCAUCAUCGCGAAAGAGAUUCAAGAUAAAAGCCUUGAAGGAGUUGUUUAUUGCAGCCUUGGCAAUGCUUAUCACCUUCUCAGUGAUUUUAAAACAGCAAUCGUGUUUCAUCACCAGGCUCUUGGCAUCGCAGAAGAAAUUGAAGACAAACAAUUAGAAGGAAGUGCAUGCAUCAGCCUUUUCAAUGCCUAUCGUUCUUCAGGUGAUCUAAAAACGGCAAUCGAUUUCUAUCAGCUGGCCCUACGCAUCGCCGAAAGGAAAGGCAUCAAGGAUUUCGAAGGAAAGGCAUAUGUCAAUCUUGAGAGUGAACAUCUCUGUCUUGAAGAUGUCGAGAAAGCCGUAGCCUUCCAUAAACUGGGCCUUACUACUGCAAAAGAGAUUGGAGACAAAGAUUCAGAAGCAAAGGCAUAUAACAACCUUGGUCUUGGAUGUCACUCUCUCGGUGAAUUCAAUAACUCAAUCGAGUUUUAUGAGCAGGCUCUAAGUAUUGCCAAAGUGAUCGGAAACAAAGAUCUAGAAGGAAGUAUAUACUCUAACCUUGGCAUGACUCAUAAGUACCUCGGAAAUUUCAAGAAAACAAUUGAGCUCAACGAACAAGCUCGUGGUAUUGCUGAAGAAAUUGGAGACAAAGAUUCAGAGGGAAGGGCGCAUAUCAAUGUUGGCAGUGCCUAUCAUUCUCUGGGCGAUCUGAAAAAGGCGAUCAAGUUUCUUCAGCUGGGUCUUAGUAUCGCAAGAGAGGCUGGCAACAAAGAAUCAGAAGGAGCUGCAAGUAACAACCUUGGUAAUGCACAUCUCUCUCUCGGUGAUUUAGAAAGCGCAUUCGAGUAUUUUAAACAAGCUCGCAGUAUCGCAACAAUGAUUGGUCACAAAGAUUUAGAAGGAAAUUCGCAUAACAACCUUGGUAGUGCGUAUCACUCUGUCGGUAAUUAUACCAAGGCAAUCGAGUGCAGUCAGCAAGCUCUUAGUAUCGCGAAAAAGAUUGGAAAAAAAGAUGCAGAAGCAAAUGCAUAUAAUAACCUUGCCAAUGCCUAUCACUGUCUCGGUAAAUUUAAAGACGCAAUCGAGUAUUAUCGGCAAUUUAGUGAUAUGGCAAAAGAGAUUGGAGACCAUGAUUCAGAAGGAAAUGCGUAUAAUAACCUUGGUAAUGCCUAUCACAAUCUCGGUGAUUUUAAAAAGGCAAUUGACUUCCACCAACAAAGUCUUAAGAUCGCACAAGAUAUUGGAAAAAUAGAUUUAGAAGGAAAAGUACAUAACAACCUUGGAAACGCCUAUCAGUGUCUUGGUGAUUCACAAGAGGCAAUUAGGUGUUAUAAGCGAGCUAUAAGUAUCGCCAAGAAGACUGGAAACAAAGAAACUGAAGGAUGUGCAACUGGGAAUCCUGGGUAUGUUUAUUACUCUCUCGGUGAUUUGGAAAACGCAAUGGAGUUUUACCAAGAAGCUCUUAGUAUCGUGAAAGAGAUUGGACACAAAGAUUCAGUAGGAGUUGUGUACAACAACCUUGGUCUUGCGCAUCAAUACCUCGGUGACAAUAAAGAAGCAAUGGGGUUCCACCAGAAAGCUCUUACUAUCGCAAAAGAGACUGGAAAAAAAGAUUCAGAAGGAGAAGCAUUUAAAAGCCUUGGAAAUGCCUAUCACUUUCUUCAUGAUUUCGAAAGAACAAUCGAGUUCCACCAGGAAGCUGUUAGUAUCGCAAAACGGUCCGGAAAAAAGGAUUCCGAAAAAGAAGCAUAUGAGAAUCUGGGUAUUGCCUUUCAGUCUCUCGGUGACUUUUCUAGAGCUGAGGAAUUUUUCAAACGCAGUAUAAAACUAUUCGAGGAAAUAAGAGUUCUUCUCCAAGAGAAAGACGAAUGGAAAAUCAGCUUUCGGAGUCAAUUUGAGGUGUACAAUUUUUUGUGCAGUCUUCAAAUACAACAAGGCAAGACAACCGAGGCGCUUUCCACAGCUGAGUGGGGGCGAGCGCAAGCCCUCGCGGACCUCAUGGAAUCACAUUAUGGGGUAAACUCAACUCUGUCAUUCUCAGAAGAGCAGAGGGAACAAAUGUCAAGCAUUUCAAGCCAUAGUUUAUCACCUACGGUAUUCCUCUGGGAAGUCUCCGGAUCAGUGAAUUUCUGGGUACUACUGAAGGGGCAGCAGUGCCAGUUCGCGAGAGAGAAAUUCAAUGACAACUUGACAUCUUUGACGCACAAAAUGUACAAACAAAUUGGUGUUUUCAAACCUGUCAUGUGCGAAGACCGCUCCAUGGAUGAUCCUGCAGAUGAAGGACGCCAAGAAUUAUCUCUUUGUAGGGGUCCAGAUGAGAAAACAGAUACACAUGAUACACAGGAUGAGGGAUCUGUUUCAAAAACAUUAUAUGACGUGGUUAUUGCUCCCAUUUUACAAUAUAUAAAAGGAAAUGAGCUUAUCAUUGUUCCUGAUAGUUCAUCGUUCUUGAUUCCUUAUGCUGCCCUAAUGGAUCAACAUUCCAGGUAUUUGUCUGAAACGCUAAGAAUUCGAUUGGCUCCAUCACUAACCAGCUUAAGGCUGCUAGCAGAGUGUCCGGAGGGGUACCAUAGUUCGUCCGGUGCUCUUCUUGUCGGUAAUCCGUGGGUGGAAACUGUACGCAUCAAAGGCAAAAAAAUCCAGCAACUUUCGAGUUCCGAGGAGGAAGUACAAAUGAUUGGAAAGAUGCUGAAUAUUGAGCCUCUCACUGGAAAAAACGCUACAAAAGACCAAGUGUUAAGCAUGCUUCACUCAGUUUCCUUAGUACACAUUGCAGCUCAUGGUCGCGCAGAAACUGGUCAAAUUCUUUUGUCUCCUAGUCUUGCUAGUUCAGAAACGCCCAAAGAAAAAGACUUCCUUCUGACGAUGGCAGACGUGUUGAGUAAAAAGUUGCAGGCCAAGCUUGUUGUCUUGAGCUGUUGUCACAGUGGGCGAGGAAAGAUCAAAGCCGAAGGUGUGGUUGGAAUUGCACGUGCCUUUUUAGGAGCCGGUGCUCGUUCUGUUAUUGCGUCACUGUGGGCGAUUGAGGACAAAGCAACUAUGGAGUUUAUGACAAACUUUUACAAACAUUUCGUGGCAGGGCAAAGCGCAAGUGAGUCCCUCAAUCUGACCAUGAAACAAAUGCGGAAGUCUGACGAGUUCUUUGCUGUAAAGCAGUGGGCACCAUUUGUGCUGAUUGGCGAUGAUGUGACAUUGAAUUGUAGCCAGUGA
Messenger RNA from Porites lobata, 3351 nucleotides. The record is from the annotation of a GenBank genome assembly. NCBI's taxonomy places the organism in Eukaryota, Metazoa, Cnidaria, Anthozoa, Scleractinia, Poritidae.